AAUAUAUUUUUACAUUCAGAUUGUUAGACAGUGGUAUAAUCUGGCACCUCGAUACAUCGUACCAUUUUUUUAACUUACUGUGACAACAACAACGUAACAAUCAUUUGUUGGAUUUGACAGGUGCCACGAUAAUGACAUACAUGUAACUAAUCACAAGACUUGAAUGAUGGAUAACUCAAAAUUUAGAUAACACAACUAUCAGAAGAUUUUAAUUUACCAACAAAAUGACUACAGAAUUUGAAGGGGUCGGGCAGACCCCAUCGGUCACUGAAAUGCAGGACAUGCUGACGCAGAAAGCUACAGAACUAUUUAUGUUAUGUGAUAAAGAAGAAAAAGGUUUUAUUACAAAGAGAGACAUGCAAAGAUUGGGAGGAGAACUUCCUUUAACUCCAGAUCAAUUGGAAGCAGUGUUUGACUCACUAGAUGAUGAUGGAAAUGGAUACCUUACUCUGGAGGAGUUUACAGAAGGAUUCGGUGGGUUUCUUGGUUUUGGUUCAGAGGAUCCAGCAGAGGAGGAAGGACAUCGUGAUGUUUAUGAGGACGAACAAGGUGAAGAAGAUGACACACAAGAAGAUAUAGCAUUCCAACAAGCACUUGAAGGUCUGGGUGCUACGUCACUGUUUGAUGAUUCUGGGAGAGGUAAACUUGGCCGUCUUCAGCCUUAUGAUCAGCAACACAUCAAAGAACUUUGGAAGAAAAUAAAGUCAAGUGAACCAGAAUUGUUGGGUGAUUUUGAGGAUUUCAUACAAAAAGUAUCAAGUGACAUUCGUAAAGCAAGAAUUGAUAGUGAUGAGUUGGAAAGUGCUCUUAGAAAUCGAGCUUAUGCUCAUGACGAAGAAGUUCGGAAACUUUAUGAAGAAAUGGAAAUCCAAAUCAAAGCUGAAAAAGAAAAGAUUUUAAAUGAGGAAAAAGGAAAAGAGAGGAAAAUUAGAGAAGAAAUGUCACAAGAACUUUUACGAAAGGAACAAGAGGUUCAAGAACUUCUGCAGAAGCAAAAAGAUUUGGAGACGAAACUUCAAGAAAUGAAUGCAACACAAUCAGAAAUAGCAACAGAAAAUGAAGAGCUUGCAAAGUAUAACGAGAGUCUCCAAGAUAAAUUAGAAAACACAUCAAUUAGUUUAGUUGAAGCUAAGCAGUACUUAAAAGAAAUACAAGAAAAGGCAUUGAGAGAAAAAAGGGAAAGGGCACAGGCUGCAUUAAAAGUAACUGAAGGUAUUGCACAAGAAAGAGAGAGUCUAGUUCGACAGUUAGAUAUGCUAAGAGAUAUGAAUAAGAAACUCAAGGAUGACAAGGACAUGCAUGAAGCAUCAAAACAGUCAUUUGAGAUUGCUGAGCCUGGCUCGACUUUACAAGAUGAGUUGAAUGAGGCAACCAAAGGUGAGUCUCAACCUAGCCCUAAAAAGUCUAUGCUGGUCAAGCAGGGUUCUGUUAUGUCUGACUAUAUCACUCAAUCAUCUCCAAAAAGGAAAGCCAACCAAGGGUCAUUACGGACAUCACUGGAGGGCUCACAAACAUUAGAUAGUUUAGAAGAAAUAGAUGAUAUAGAAUAUGAUGACGAUGAUAUUGAAGUUGAUGACGAUGCUUAUUAUAUUGAGAGGAUGAAAGAUAAUGAUGACUCUGGAGUAAAUAACAAUAGUAAAGAAGAAAUGAAUAUAUUACAUUAUACAGAUGAUAGUAGUCUUGGAACACAAAGUAAACAUGUAAUGAGAAAUGGGGCAGCAACAAUGAUAGGGGGAGAUUCUCAAAGUAGAAGCGCUGAAAGUAUAUCACCAUCAUCACCACGUGGAGAACCGGUAGGAUGUCAAGCUACUUCAACACCAACGCAUAAUCCAGAGAGAGUAUUCAAAGUAGUAUUUGUUGGUGACAGUGGAGUUGGUAAAAGUAGUUUUAUUUAUCGGUUCUGCAACGAUUCAUUCAAAUCUAAUUUCAGCGCAACAAUUGGCGUUGAUUUCCAAGUCAAGAAUGUCAUAGUGGAUCAUAAGAUGAUAGCAUUGCAAUUAUGGGAUACAGCUGGACAGGAAAGGUUUCGUAGCAUUACAAAACAGUAUUUCCGUAAAGCUGACGGUGUAAUAGUGGUGUAUGAUGUCACAUCUGAAUCCAGCUUUACUAGUGUAAGGAACUGGAUGAGUAGUGUCCAGGAUGGCGUUGAAGAGGGUACUGUUAUCAUGAUAAUUGGUAAUAAAACAGAUAUGGAAGAUGAACGACAAGUAAAACAAAAAGAUGGACAUCGAUUAUCAGAGGAAUAUGAAACGUUAUUCUAUGAGGCCAGUGCAAAAUCUAGCUAUAAUGUAGAUGAAAGUAUUCAAGCAUUAUCAAGAAAACUACAAGAGAAAGAAGAUAGAGAACUGCAAAAGGUCCUUCAGUUGGGACAAUCAGAAGACAAGAAGAAAGGUUGUUGUAAUCUAGAUUAAUAGACUCGCGAAAACAAUGCUGUCAUAUUAUGGUGUAAAAUCAUUGAAUUUUUUCCUCUUGAUAAAUGUAUCUAAUUGCCAG
Molecule: messenger RNA, 2493 nt
Organism: Saccoglossus kowalevskii
Lineage: Eukaryota; Metazoa; Hemichordata; Enteropneusta; Harrimaniidae
Product: EF-hand calcium-binding domain-containing protein 4B-like
Molecular function (GO): calcium ion binding; GTPase activity; GTP binding
Source: RefSeq, a predicted model, not a curated record